Molecule: messenger RNA, 1101 nt
Organism: Lingula anatina
Lineage: Eukaryota; Metazoa; Brachiopoda; Lingulata; Lingulida; Lingulidae
Molecular function (GO): S-adenosylmethionine-dependent methyltransferase activity
Source: RefSeq, a predicted model, not a curated record
GGUAACGUGAGUUGCCGAGUCGUCACACAAGGGUGAGCAAAUUCUCAACUUCUCUGCUAAAACAGCGUUCAAGACAGGGAAAUCAUGGCUCAAAUUUUUGGUAUCGAUCAUAAAAUGUUUGCAAUAGGAUCGCUGGCCAUCACGUCGAGUGUUGCAGUUUAUAGUACUUAUAAAUUAAUUUCCGAACGGAGACAACGAAAGAAGACCGUGGCAUCUGAGAAUGUCUACGAGACACAGAAACUUUUGAAUGAGUACUUAGUUUUUCACUUUGGUGCUCCAAAUGAAGUUUUAAGGUACGACUUUGGGCCAAAGGAUUCUCUGGAUUUUCCGAAAAGAUGUGCAGAUUUGUGUCUCUCUCACUACAAGCCACAGCAAGGUAUCCCAAACAGGGCACUUGAUAUUGGAUGUGCAGUUGGUAGAACAUCAUUUGAACUAGCUAGAGUAAUCAAUGAAGUGAUUGGUAUAGACUUUAGUCAGAAAUUUGUGGAUGCAUGCAAUGCACUCAAGGAAUCUGGAGAAAUGAAAUACUGGGUACUAGAUGAGGGUGCUCUUGUGACUGAUUUGAUUGCCAGAAUAGAUAGUGACAUUGACAGAAGUAGGACAUCUUUCCGCCAAGGAGAUGCAUGCAAUCUUCCUGUUAGCCUGGGUCAAUUUGGAUGUGUAUUUGCAGGAAAUCUCAUAUGCAGAUUACCCAAUCCAUAUGAUUUCUUGAAUAGACUUCCCACUCUUGUAGCUAGGGGAGGAAUUCUUGUCAUCACUUCACCAUAUACAUGGCUGGAAGAGUACACCCCCAAGAAUUUAUGGCUUGGAGGUUAUAUUGAUAAAAAUGGAAGGAAAGUAACAGGGUUCGAUAACUUAAAGAAAGUUUUGGGACCUGAUUUUGACCUACUUGAAGACAAAGAUAUGCCUUUCUUUAUUCGUGAGACAGCUCAUAAAAACCAGUGGACUGUUGCACAUGCUACAGUGUGGAGAAGAAAAUAAACACUACUAUAUAUUAUGAUUGUAAAAAUAGAGCAAAUGUAUACAGGAAUCUUUUUAGACAUAUUACUGCGUUUUGGUCAGUGAAGAUAUACUAUAAGGAAGAGGUAUCAUGUAGAGUUA